GUAGGUGAAGUGGAGUGUGUAGUGGAGUAGGUGAAGGUAAAGAUGGGAAAUUCUAACAUAUUCAACUGGGAAACCAAGUAGUAAAUGACAUGAACCGACUGUCUGCAAUGGAGCAAGCACUCAUAACCUGGGGUCGUUGGGUGGACUCCAAUGUUGUUUCUAACAAAACUCUGGUUUUCUUUCAAAGAGUUUCUCCAAUUCAUUACAAAUGUGAUGGUCGUACGGUAUUGAAGAGACAUCAUUUUUGUGGGGGACUCUAUGAAUCGAAACCAGUGGCAGUCACUAAUAUGCAUGCUCUACACCACAACACCCACAUUGAAAUACACACAACAUAAAAUCAAUACCAUCUCUACAUUCACUUUCACGGAUUAUAAGCUUAAAGUAAUGUACAAUCAAAGCCUGUUUUUGGUGGAUGUGGUAAGGGAGAAUACGGACAAAAUCUUGAAACUCAACUCAAUUCAAGGUGGGAGGAAAUGGAUAGGAAUAGACAUGCUCAUCUUCAACAUUUGGUAUUGGUGGUACCGCAGAGGAGUUACCCAACCAUGGGAUUAUAUUCAACUGGGAAACCCAGUAGUAAAUGACAUGAACCGACUGUAUGCAAUGGAGCAAGCACUCAUAGCCUGGGGUCGUUGGGUGGACACCAAUGUUGUUUCUAACAAAACUCUGGUUUUCUUUCAAGGAGUUUCUCCAAUUCCUUACAUUGGUUCAGAAUGGAAGGAACCAAAAGCAAACUCCUGCAAGGGCCAAAUGAAACCGGUGUCGGGAUCAACAUAUCCAAGGCAGUUGCCACCGGCCAUGGCCGUCAUGAAGGAGGUGUUGAGGGGGAUUAGAAUGCCAGUCACUUUGCUUGAUGUAACGCUCCUCUUGCAGUUACGAAAAGAUGGUCACCCUUCCAUUUACGGAGGAAGUGGCCCAAGGGUAAUGGAUUGCACCCUUUGGUGGAGUCCCUGAUACUUCGAACCAGAUCCUUUACAAUCUUAUUUUCAAAAAACGUUGAGCCAAUGCAUUUUGAGUUGUAUAUUUAUUUUGAAUAUGUAUUUAAAAAAUUAUACCUUAAAAAAAAACUAAGAUACAAACUUAUAUAAUUUAAAAUAUUCUUAAAAAUAGAUUCUAAGAUUUUAUUACUUCUUUAUAUUGCAGGAUUAUCAAGUCAAUGUGAUGUACGAUCACAAUUCAUAAGAGAGAAUAAGAGCAGAGUAUUAAAACUUGACGCCACUGAGGGUAGCCAGAAAUGGAUAGAAUGAACAUGCAUAUGUUCAACACAAGGCAAUGGUGUAUAAAAAGGGGGAGCCAUAGUAAAAUUAUCUACUAAACAACAGGCUCGAAUAUGGGCAACACUGUAACCAAAUGCCUCUACAAUAAAAAUAAAAACAUGAACAAGAAGCCAUUUAUUGUGGCAAGGGAGCCAAAUAAUGAAAAGGAACCCCAUACGAGCAAAAAAAA
Camellia sinensis is the source of this 1443-nucleotide messenger RNA. RefSeq names its product protein trichome birefringence-like 41. Gene Ontology annotation, cellular component: Golgi apparatus. The record is from RefSeq and is a predicted model, not a curated record. Gene Ontology annotation, molecular function: O-acetyltransferase activity. Lineage: Eukaryota; Viridiplantae; Streptophyta; Magnoliopsida; Ericales; Theaceae.